Rasamsonia emersonii CBS 393.64 is the source of this 1365-nucleotide messenger RNA. RefSeq lists its product as uncharacterized. The coding region runs from base 1 to 1365 and encodes 454 amino acids. Lineage: Eukaryota; Fungi; Ascomycota; Eurotiomycetes; Eurotiales; Trichocomaceae. Gene Ontology annotation, molecular function: phosphoric diester hydrolase activity. The record is from RefSeq and is a predicted model, not a curated record. Gene Ontology annotation, biological process: lipid metabolic process. The transcript is spliced from 3 exons.
AUGCGGCUGCUCUGGAUUGCGCCCGUGCUGCUGGCGCUGGCCUCGGCCACCACCACGCUCAGCGAUGAUGCAGCCUCGUUGAUGACGCUCCAGGGAACCAAGGAUCCCCUCAGCAUCGAGGUCCCCAAGACCGGCACGUACGAGUCCGUCACCACCACCAUCACCGUGUCGACGAGCGGCAGCCUGGACUUGACGACCACCCCGACCGCGUCUGCCUCGGCCAACGCCUCCGACACCACCGGGUCGGCCGCUGCCAGCACCACGACUUCGGCCUCCAUCACCCUCCUCGUCGGCGGCCAGGGCGAUGCUCCCAAUGCCACCGCCAACGGUACCAUGGCUGCGACGUCCGCGACCUCGUCCACCGCGCUGCCCACCAACACCCAGCCCUGCAACGGCUAUCCCGAGUUCUGCGCCCGCAAUUACUCCAACAUCACCGUCGUCGCUGCUCACAACAGCCCCUUCGUCCGCCCGGGCAGCUUCGCGGCCAACCAGCAGUACCCCGUCACCACCCAGCUGAAUGACGGGAUUCGCAUGCUGCAAUUCCAGACUCACUACGCCAAUGAGACCAUGUACCUCUGCCAUACCUCCUGCGACCUCUUGAAUGCCGGCACCCUCGAGGCCUAUCUCGUCGAGGUCGUGCAGUGGCUGCAGAAGAACCCGUACGAUGUGAUCACCAUCCUGAUGGGCAACUACGACCUGGUUGCCCCGACCAAUUUCACGGCCCCCAUCAUCAACUCGGGCCUGAUCAACUACGCCUACACGCCGCCCAAGAUCCCCAUGGGCUUGGACGAUUGGCCGCCGCUGUCCCAGAUGAUCCUCACCGGCAAGAGGGUCGUCAUCUUCAUGGACUAUCAGGCCAACCAGACCGAGGUCCCCUACAUAUUGGACGAGUUCAGCCAGAUGUGGGAGACGCCCUUCUCGCCGACCGACCGCAACUUCCCUUGCACCGUGCAACGCCCGCCAAACCUGGCGCCGCAGGAUGCGAAGAACCGCCUGUACAUGGCGAACCACAACCUCAACCUGGAGGUGUCGUUCGCGGGACUGAAUAUUCUGGUCCCCAACACGGCCCUUCUGAACGUGACGAACGGCGUGUCGGGAUACGGCAGUCUCGGCUGGAUGGCGGACAACUGUACUACGAUGUGGAACCGACCGCCCAACUUCUUGCUGGUCGAUUACUACAACGACGGCAGCGUGAACGGGUCCGUCUUUGAAGUGGCGGCCAUGAUGAACAAUGUCACCUACAACGGGCAUUGCUGCGGUACUCAGUCGUCGACGGCAUCCGGGGUGACACCCCCGUUGGGGCUUAUGAACGCCGUGUGGGCGGCGACUUUGAUCAGCUUUGUUUGGUUUCUGCUAGGGGCGUAG